AUGGAGUGGGAACUCAACUUGCUGCUCUACCUGGCGCUAUUCUUCUUCCUGCUCUUCUUACUUUUCCUCCUGCUCUUCGUGGUCAUCAAGCAGCUGAAGAACUCCGUGGCCAGCACGUCCGGGGCGCUCCAGCCCGGACGCCUCUCGUUGCACCGCGAGCCUUGGGGCUUCUCCCGCGAGCAAGCGGUGUGA
Cynocephalus volans (Philippine flying lemur) is the source of this 192-nucleotide messenger RNA. RefSeq names its product small integral membrane protein 43 (gene SMIM43). The transcript has a single exon. The record is from RefSeq and is a predicted model, not a curated record. Lineage: Eukaryota; Metazoa; Chordata; Mammalia; Dermoptera; Cynocephalidae. The coding region runs from base 1 to 192 and encodes 63 amino acids.